Molecule: messenger RNA, 629 nt
Organism: Pelagomonas calceolata
Lineage: Eukaryota; Pelagophyceae; Pelagomonadales; Pelagomonadaceae
Source: the annotation of a GenBank genome assembly
ACGAGGCGCGGCGUCUCUCGCGCGUCGUAUACAGCUUAACUGAAGCGCAAAAAAGCUGACUAGGAGUACGCUACGUUGUGAUCCAAACCGCUACGCCGGCUGCGCGCAUCGCUGCGCCGCGUAGACGCUCCCAAGCUACAAUCUCGCCGCCGCUGCGGCAUCGCUGCCGCCGCGGCGCGCGCCCUCACGCCGCCGCCGCGAGCGCAUAAAUAGACCAUGGCCGCUCUAGUGGACGACGCCGACCGCGAGAUGGCCGACGUGCCGAACUCGAUGAAGGGCCACCGGGCCUGCCUCCGGUGCGGCCUCGUGAAGUGUUUUGAUCAGUUUUAUGCGGAGGGCUGCGAGAACUGUCCCUUCCUCGAAUUGGCCGAGCGGCAGGACCGCGUCCAGAGCUGCACGACCUCCAAUUUUGAAGGGAUGGUCGCGAUGAUGAAGCCCGACGACUCCUGGGUCGCGCGCUGGGAGGGCAUCUCGCGAAAUUUGCCGGGCGUCUACGCCAUGCGGCUCGAGGGCGAGAUGCCGCCGCAGAUCAUGCAGUUUUUGAGGGACAAGCGUAUUAGCUGCAGAGCGACGGCGCCCGGCGAGGGGGGCUCGCAGAUACCCCCGCAAGGCUAAUAUUUGGAUUUUAC